GGCGCGCACGGAAUCAGGAAUCUGACGAGACCGCGGACGUGGUGAGAAAAGGGGUAAAAGGUCUGAACCCGCGAGAGUCUAUUGCCAACAACACUGUGCCUGACAGUUCCUUCCGCAGCGGGGCAGCGGGGGGUCGGUCGGUCGAUCUCCGGUGAGUUCUCACGGCGAGAUCACACACACGCGUCCAGAGACCACCGCCACCAACCUCAAGCAGUAAAGCAGCAAAGUGUUAGAACAAGAAACCAACCCGGCAUGGGUGAUUCCCUGGACGGCUCCGAGGAACCGUCCCCGGAGUCGCAGAACAUCGCGAUCGCCGAGUUCCCGACGUUCGCCAAUUAUCUGCGAAAAGCCGUGACCGUGUUGCUGCCCGACGAGGAUCUGGUGCCGCCCGCGUUCAACCUGGCCCUCGAUGAUCGCUACAAUCAGGAUUGCAUUAGGAAAUUUCUGGGCGACUCGCAAGUCGGCGCGCUCUACAUACAGAGAAGCUCGACCAAAGAAGAAGACAGUGGCGAGGGAGAUGAGGACAAGGAGAACGCAACUUACUACAUCUCGAACGAGAUACACUUCACGAAUCCAAAAAUGGCCUCCUUAGUUUUAACAAAACGCGGAGUUGUCAUCGAGGCGGACAAAUCAAUUCAUUCUCAAGUGCGCUUAAUCACAUUCUCGGACGGACCGCCGUACGAGACUUUGCACGCGAUAAGCAAGACCAUGGCGCCUUACUUCAAGAGCUACGUGAAGGAAACCGGACGUGCUCACAGGGACGGCGACAAGAUGGUGCCGCUUGUGGAGAAGAAAAUAGCGGAACUCGAGAUGGGACUGUUGCAUUUGCAGCAGAACAUCGACAUUCCCGAGAUUUCGUUGCCCAUUCAUCCGAUCGUCGCUCAAGUGAUCAAGCAGUGCGAGGAGGAGGGUCGCAAACCGAAAGUUGCCGACUUCGGCGACAAGGUCGAGGAUUCGACGUUUCUAAAUCAGUUGCAAAACGGCGUGAACAGAUGGAUAAAGGAGAUUCAGAAAGUCACCAAAUUGAAUCGCGAUCCGGAAUCGGGCACGGCGCUUCAGGAGAUAUCGUUCUGGCUUAAUCUCGAGAGAGCGUUGCAUCGUAUUCAAGAGAAACGAGAGAGCAUCGAGAUCUCUCUCACGCUCGAUAUACUCAAACACGGCAAACGUUUCCACGCGACCGUAAGCUUCGACACCGAUACCGGUUUGAAACAAGCUCUGGCCACCGUGAACGACUACAAUCCGCUGAUGAAAGAUUUUCCGAUUAACGACUUGUUAUCGGCCACAGAACUGGAACGAAUACGCAGCAGCGUGCAGCAGAUCUUCAUGCAUCUGAGAAAGAUACGAAGCACGAAAUAUCCCAUUCAGAGAGUGCUUAGACUGGUGGAGGCCAUCUCCAGAGAUCUGGGACAGCAAUUGCUCAAGGUUUUGGGCACGCGACGACUUAUGCACAUUCCCUUCGACGAUUUCGAGAAAGUGAUGGCUCAAUGCUUCGAGGUGUUCAGCACUUGGGACGACGAGUACGACAAGCUCACCGGAUUGUUGAGGGACGUGGUGAAGAAGAAGCGCGACGAGCACAUGAAAAUGGUGUGGAGAGUGUUGCCGGCCCAUAAGAAGCUGCAGUCGAGGAUGGAGCACAUGCGACGUUUCCGACGACAACACGAGCAACUCAGAACGGUGAUAGUCCGCGUGCUCAGACCCACCGUUCGUCAGAACAGUAACAAUUCCACGUUGGAGAACAACGAUAACGAUAACGUGAAGGUGGAAUACGCGCUUGACGCGGCGGACGCCAACGCCAUCAGCGAGGUCAACUUGGCUUACGAAAAUGUGAAGGAGGUGGAUUGUCUGGAUAUUACGAAGGAAGGACAGGAGUCUUGGGACGCCGCCGUUCACAGAUACGAGGAGCGAAUAGAGCGCGUGGAGGCGAGGAUCACGGCCCAUCUCAGAGAUCAAUUGGGCACGGCUAAAAACGCAAACGAGAUGUUUAGAAUCUUUUCGAGAUUCAACGCGCUCUUCGUGAGGCCGCAUAUUCGAGGUGCAAUAAGAGAAUAUCAGACGCAACUGAUACAAAGAGUCAAGGACGAUAUUGAAGCGCUUCAUGAAAAGUUCAAGGUUCAAUACGCGCAAAGUAAACGCUGCAGAAUGAGUAUGGUGAGGGACUUGCCACCUGUUGCCGGAUCAAUAAUCUGGGUCAAACAGAUUGAUUAUCAAUUGACAAUGUAUUUGAAGCGUGUCGAGGAUGUCUUAGGAAAGGGAUGGGAGAGUCACAUCGAAGGUCAGAAGCUGAAAGCUGACGGAGAUAGUUUCCGCAUGAAACUGUCGACUCAGGAGAUCUUCGACGAUUGGUCCCGCAAGGUGCAGGCGCGAAAUCUCGGCGUGACCGGGCGUAUCUUCACCAUCGAGAGCGUGCGUUCAAGAACAGGUCGCGGCAACGUGCUGAAGCUGAAAGUGAACUUUCUUCCCGAGAUCAUCACACUGUCGAAGGAAGUGAGAAAUUUGCGAAAUCUUGGAUUUCGCGUGCCUCUGCCCAUUGUGAACAAAGCUCAUCAGGCCAAUCAGUUGUAUCCCUUCGCCAUCAGUCUCAUUGGAAGCAUCAGAACCUACGAGAGAACAUUGGAAAAGCUUACCAAUCGGAGUCCCCAUUGUCCCGCACUAAAGAUUGAGGACAAAGCCAGUAUAAUACCUUUGGUCGCUGGCAUGCGUAAAGAUGUUCUGUCUCUGAUUUCUGAGGGUAUUGCUCUAGUUUGGGAAAGCUACAAACUUGAUCAAUACGUACAACGUCUAUCCGAUGCAGUCGUUUCUUUUCAAGAAAGGGUGGAAGAUCUUUUGGUUGUGGAGGAACAGCUGGAUGUAGACGUUCGUUCUCUCGAAACGUGUCCCUAUUCAGCGAACACGUUCGCCGACAUAUUAUCCAAGAUUCAGAAAUCGGUAGACGAACUGUCCUUAAAGAAUUACUCCAAUCUGCACAUCUGGGUGGUGAGGCUCGAUGAAGAAGUGGAAAAGAAUUUGGCCGCCAGAUUGGAAGCUGGAAUAAAAGCGUGGACCGACGCUCUGACCGGUCACAAGAAGGAAGUGGACCUGAGCAUGGAUACGGACGCUCCUGCGCAACCGACACACAAACCCGGCGGUGAUCCCAAAAUUCAGAAUCAGAUUCACGAAGUCCGAAUCACCAAUCAGACGAUGUAUUUGUAUCCGAGCAUCGAGGACGCAAGAUUUCAGAUAAUGCAACAAUUGUUUGCGUGGCAAGCGAUCGUCACCUCCCAAGUCCGUCUUCAGAGUUCGAGAUAUCAAGUCGGACUGGACAAACCGGAAUCGGGUACGUAUAGAAAUUUGCUCACGAAGUUACCGUCGGGAAAACAACCGCUCGAGGCAGCUUACGAAGCAGUUGAAUCGAAAAUGAAGGAUGUCACCGAUUACGUCGACGAAUGGCUGCGUUAUCAAGCUCUCUGGGAUUUGCAACCUGGCAAUCUUUACGGCAAGUUGGGCGAGAAUAUUAACUUGUGGAUGAAGUGUCUGAAUGAUAUCAAGAAAACGAGAACCACCUUCGAUACUUCCGACACGAGACGCGAAUUCGGACCUGUGAUCAUAGACUUCGCGAAGGUGCAGAGCAAGGUGUCGCUCAAAUAUGACUCGUGGCACAAAGAGACACUGGGCAAAUUCGGAACGCUUCUGGGCAACGAAAUGGCUAGUUUUCACGCUCAGGUUUCGAAGUCCAGGAGCGAUCUAGAACAACAGUCUAUCGAAGCGGCCAGCACAUCCGACGCGGUCGGUUUUAUAACGUACGUGCAAUCCCUGAAACGCAAAAUGAAAGCCUGGGAGAAACAGGUGGACAUAUAUCGCGAGGGUCAACGAAUACUUGAACGUCAGAGAUUCCAAUUUCCGUCUUCUUGGCUACACGUGGAUAAUAUAGAAGGAGAAUGGGGCGCUUUCAACGAGAUUAUUAAGCGCAAAGACACGAGCAUUCAGACUCAAGUUGCGUCUCUGCAAAUGAAAAUCGUUGCCGAAGACAAAGCGGUCGAAACGAGAACAACCGACUUUCUCAGCGACUGGGAAAGAGGUAAGCCCGUGGAGGGUCAUCUGCGACCGGACGACGCCUUGCAACAGCUGCAAUUGUUUGAGAGCAAAUUCGCCAGGCUCAAAGAAGAAAGAGACAACGUCGCCAAGGCCAAAGAGGCGUUGGAAUUGCAAGAACCAGGUGGAAUAUCGACCAGCGAGGAUAGAAUGCAGGUGGUGUUCGAGGAGUUGCAAGAUCUGAGAGGAGUUUGGUCAGAACUGUCGAGAAUAUGGGCCCAAAUCGACGAGACGCGUGAGAAACCCUGGCUCUCGGUCCAACCGCGAAAGUUGCGUCAACAAUUGGACACAAUGAUGGCCCAAUUGAAGGAACUGCCAGCGAGAUUAAGACAAUACUCAUCGUACGAAUACGUGAAGAAAAUGUUACAGAGUUACACGAAGGUGAACAUGCUGAUUGUGGAACUCAAAUCCGACGCGCUCAAAGAAAGACACUGGAAACAACUGACUAAGCAGCUCAGAGUGAACUGGGUACUUAGCGAGCUCACCCUCGGUCAGGUUUGGGACGUGAAUCUUCAGAAAAACGAAGGUAUAGUCAAGGAUAUUAUACUCGUAGCUCAAGGAGAAAUGGCGCUCGAGGAGUUCUUGAAACAGGUGCGCGAAUCUUGGCAAACGUACGAGUUGGAUUUGAUAAAUUAUCAAAAUAAAUGCAGACUUAUUCGCGGCUGGGACGAUUUGUUCAACAAGGUGAAGGAACACAUCAAUUCGGUGGCUGCCAUGAAAUUGUCGCCGUAUUACAAAGUAUUCGAGGAGGAAGCUUUAACUUGGGAGGAAAAAUUGAACCGAAUCAACGCUCUCUUCGACGUGUGGAUAGACGUGCAACGUCGAUGGGUUUAUCUCGAGGGCAUAUUUUCCGGUAGCGCAGACAUCAAGACCUUGUUGCCGGUUGAAACAUCGCGUUUCCAAAGUAUCAGUUCUGAAUUUCUGGGACUGAUGAAGAAGGUAUCGAAAUCUCCCAUGGUCACGGACGUACUGAACAUUCCUGGCGUUCAAAGAGCGCUCGAGCGUCUCGCGGAUCUUCUCGGCAAGAUACAGAAAGCGCUCGGAGAAUAUUUGGAGAGAGAACGUACAUCAUUUCCGAGAUUUUACUUCGUCGGCGACGAAGAUUUGCUCGAGAUCAUUGGCAACAGCAAAAAUGUCGCGAGGUUGCAGAAACACUUCAAGAAGAUGUUUGCCGGUGUGGCCGCGAUUCUGUUGAACGACGACAACACCGUUAUUACCGGCAUCGCUUCGCGCGAAGGCGAAGAAGUUCUGUUCCAGAAUCCCGUGUCCACGGUCGAUCAUCCGAAGAUCAACGAAUGGCUGACGCUCGUUGAGAAAGAAAUGCGCGUUACGCUCGCCUCGAGUCUUGCUAAGGCAGUACAGGACAUCAAACAGUUCAAGGACGGCAAUAUCAAUCCAACCGCGUUUAUGUCGUGGUGUGACAACUAUCAGGCGCAGAUAAUAGUUCUGGCCGCUCAGAUCCUGUGGUCGGAGGACGUGGAAGCGGCUCUUCACGAGGUGCAAGCGGAUCCGAAUAAAAAUUCAUUAGAAAGAGUUCUGAUACAAGUGGAGGGUACGUUGAACGUCCUGGCCGAUUCUGUUCUUCAGGAACAGCCGCCGUUGAGACGAAAGAAAUUGGAACAUUUGAUUAACGAAUUCGUGCACAAACGCACGGUAACCAGACGUCUGAUUGCGAACAGAGUUUCGAAUCCGAAGGCGUUCGAGUGGCUGUGCGAAAUGAGAUUCUACUUCGAUCCCCGACAAACGGAAGUGUUGCAGCAACUCACGAUACACAUGGCGAACGCCAAGUUCUUCUACGGAUUUGAAUACUUGGGAGUGCAGGAUCGAUUGGUACAGACGCCGUUGACUGACAGAUGCUAUCUGACAAUGACGCAGGCGUUAGAGGCUCGACUUGGUGGAUCGCCUUUCGGACCGGCUGGUACCGGAAAGACCGAAUCCGUAAAAGCAUUGGGUCAUCAGCUCGGAAGAUUCGUAUUGGUGUUCAAUUGCGACGAAACAUUCGAUUUCCAAGCAAUGGGUCGCAUAUUUGUCGGUCUCUGUCAAGUGGGCGCGUGGGGUUGCUUCGACGAGUUCAAUCGUUUGGAAGAGCGCAUGUUAUCCGCCGUUUCUCAGCAAGUACAAACGAUUCAGGAAGCUCUCAAGAGCCAAAUGGAAGGCAAGAAAGAAGGAACGCUCUGCGUCGAAUUGGUGGGGAAACAAGUCAACGUUUCCACGGAUAUGGCGAUAUUCAUCACCAUGAAUCCGGGAUACGCCGGACGUUCGAAUCUGCCUGACAAUCUGAAGAAGCUCUUCAGAUCGCUCGCCAUGACCACACCUGAUCGACAACUGAUUGCCGAGGUGAUGCUCUUCAGUCAAGGUUUUCGAUCGGCGGAGAAAUUGGCUUGCAAGAUCGUUCCGUUCUUCAAACUAUGCGACGAACAACUCUCCAAUCAAUCCCAUUACGAUUUCGGAUUGCGCGCGCUCAAAUCCGUUCUGAUCUCAGCCGGAAAUGUGAAACGUGAUCGCAUACAGAAGAUCAAAGAAGGCAUGCAAAGUCGCGGCGAGACAAACAUCGACGAAGCCUCGAUCGCUGAAAAUCUACCCGAGCAAGAGAUACUUAUUCAAUCCGUAUGCGAAACAAUGGUUCCCAAAUUGGUUGCCGAGGACAUUCCAUUACUGUUCAGUUUGCUCAGCGACGUAUUCCCUAACGUGAAUUACACUCGCGCGGAAAUGAAGGGACUGAAAGACCAGAUCAGGAAAGUAUGCGCGGAGGAUUAUCUGGUGUGCGGCGAAGGAGAUGAACAAGGCGGUGCCUGGCAAGAAAAGGAAUCUGUUGGUGAAACGUGGGUAGAAAAGGUGCUUCAAUUGUAUCAAAUUUGCAACUUAAAUCACGGAUUAAUGAUGGUCGGCCCAAGCGGAUCCGGCAAAACCAUGGCGUGGAAAGUGCUGCUCAAAGCGUUGGAGCGAUUCGAAGGCGUGGAAGGUGUCGCCCACGUGAUCGAUCCCAAAGCUAUCAGCAAGGAGACGCUUUACGGCGUGUUAGAUCCAAACACGCGCGAAUGGACGGACGGUCUGUUCACGCAUAUACUCAGAAAGAUAAUCGACAAUGUCCGAGGUGAGAUCAACAAGAGACAAUGGAUCAUAUUCGACGGAGACGUAGAUCCGGAAUGGGUCGAGAACUUGAACUCGGUGUUGGACGACAACAAGCUUUUAACUUUGCCCAAUGGCGAACGCUUGAGUUUGCCGCCGAACGUCAGAGUCAUGUUCGAAGUGCAGGAUUUGAAAUACGCCACCUUAGCUACCGUGUCCCGUUGCGGUAUGGUUUGGUUCUCGGAGGAUGUGCUGUCGACGGAAAUGAUAUUUGAGAAUUAUAUGCUACGACUGCGAAACAUUCCGCUGGAAGACGGCGAGGAAGAUCAUCUCGGCAAGAAAGCUACCGAAAAAGAAGACACCUUGUCACCUGCGUUGUCGGUGCAGAGAGAAGUAGCGAGCAUCAUGCAGAGUUACUUCGCGCCUGACGGUUUGGUAGUAAGAUGCUUGGAGUACGCAAUGAAGCAGGAACACAUAAUGGAUUUCACGCGUUUGCGUGCUCUCAGUUCUCUGUUCUCUAUGUUGAAUCAAGCCGUUCGCAAUGUUUUGCAAUACAAUCACUCCCAUACAGAUUUUCCUUUGCCGAGCGAGCAAUUGGAACGUUACAUGCCCAAGUGUUUGGUCUACGCUCUGUUGUGGAGUUUCGCAGGAGACGCGAAAUUAAAAGUUAGAUCCGACUUGGGUGACUUUAUCAGAUCUAUCACGACUGUACCGUUACCAUCUCAAAAUAAUAUACCGAUUAUAGACUUUGAGGUGAACAUACACGGAGAAUGGUUACCUUGGAGCAACAAGGUUCCCCAAAUCGAAGUUGAAACUCACAAAGUAGCUAGUCCAGAUAUUGUUGUGCCAACUUUAGACACCGUGCGACACGAGAGUUUGUUGUAUACUUGGUUAGCUGAACAUAAGCCAUUGGUACUGUGCGGACCACCCGGUUCCGGUAAGACGAUGACACUGUUCUCUGCUUUGCGAGCUUUACCAGACAUGGAAGUUGUCGGACUUAAUUUCUCAUCCGCCACAACGCCUGAAUUGUUGCUUAAAACUUUCGAUCAUUACUGCGAAUAUCGCAAAACACCUAACGGGGUCGUACUCUCGCCCGUGCAGUUAGGCAAAUGGCUAGUUUUGUUCUGCGACGAGAUCAAUUUACCCGAUAUGGAUAAUUACGGGACGCAACGUGUGAUAUCGUUUCUGAGACAAUUGGUCGAGCAUAAAGGAUUUUACAGAACCAGCGAUCAGGCGUGGGUCACUUUGGAAAGGAUUCAGUUUGUGGGCGCUUGCAAUCCACCUACAGAUCCCGGAAGAAAACCUCUAAGUCACAGAUUCCUGCGACACGUGCCUGUCAUUUAUGUCGAUUAUCCUGGAGAAACUUCUCUGAAACAGAUUUACGGUACAUUCACGCGCGCCAUGCUCAGAUUAACACCCAAUCUGAGAGGUUACGCCGAACCCUUGACAAACGCGAUGGUGGAGUUUUAUCUGGCCUCUCAGGAGAGAUUUACUCAGGAUAUGCAACCGCACUACGUGUAUUCGCCGCGUGAAAUGACACGCUGGGUGCGCGGUAUUUGUGAAGCCAUCAGACCUCUCGAUAAUCUCUCCGUCGAAGGUCUGGUGCGUUUGUGGGCUCACGAAGCUCUUCGAUUGUUCCAAGACAGAUUGGUGGAGGAAUCCGAAAGAGCGUGGACGAACAAGAACAUAGACACUGUAGCUCUGAAACAUUUUAUGUCGGUUGACAGAGAGAAAGCGCUGGCAAGACCGAUCUUGUACAGCAACUGGUUGUCAAAGGAUUACGUGCCGGUGAACAGAGAGGAGUUGAGAGAUUACGUUCGGGCGAGAUUAAAAGUAUUCUACGAAGAGGAAUUGGAUGUGCCGUUGGUACUCUUCGACGAGGUUCUUGAACAUGUUCUUCGCAUUGACAGAAUUUUCCGACAGCCUCAGGGACACUUGUUGCUCAUUGGUGUCUCUGGCGCUGGAAAGACAACUCUGUCGCGAUUUGUUGCAUGGAUGAAUGGCUUGUCUAUCUUCCAAAUUAAGGUUCACAACAAGUACACCGGUGAAAAUUUCGACGAUGAUUUACGGCAAGUGUUGAGACGAUCCGGUUGCAAAGACGAGAAAAUAGCUUUCAUUCUCGACGAGUCUAAUGUGUUAGAUUCUGGUUUCCUCGAGCGUAUGAACACGUUGCUUGCCAACGGAGAAGUGCCUGGAUUAUUUGAGGGUGACGAGUAUACAACGUUAAUGACGCAAUGUAAGGAAGGUGCUCAACGAGAAGGCCUAAUGCUAGACUCAAACGAAGAACUUUACAAAUGGUUCACCGGUCAAGUUAUGAAGAAUCUCCAUGUGGUGUUCACAAUGAAUCCCAGCACGGACGGCCUGAAAGAUCGCGCGGCGACAUCGCCGGCGUUAUUCAAUAGAUGCGUGCUGAAUUGGUUCGGUGAUUGGUCGGACAACGCGUUGUUCCAAGUCGGGAAGGAGUUUACCAAUCGCGUGGAUCUGGAAAGACCGAUGUGGAAGUGUCCGGAUUUCUUCCCGUCCGUGUGCUCUCUUAUUCCGUCGCAACCGUCUCACAGAGACGCCGUUAUAAAUGCGUGCGUUUACGUUCAUCAAACCUUACACAAAGCGAACACGCGACUGGCCAAGAGAGGAGCCAGAACUAUGGCGAUCACACCGCGACAUUAUUUAGAUUUUAUCAAUCACUUCGUUAAACUGUAUCAGGAAAAGAGAAGCGAUUUGGAGGAACAGCAGUUGCAUCUGAAUGUUGGUUUAAGUAAAAUUGCCGAGACUGUGGAACAGGUGGAGGAGAUGCAGAAGAGCUUAGCUGUUAAAUCACAAGAACUGCAAGCUAAAAACGAAGCUGCCAAUGCGAAAUUGAGGCAAAUGGUCAAAGACCAGCAGGAAGCGGAGAAGAAGAAGGUACAAAGUCAGGAGAUUCAGCAGCAGUUGGCUAUUCAAACGGUGGCUAUUAAUCAGAAGAGAGACGAUGUCAUGGCCGAUCUCGCAUUAGUCGAACCAGCUGUUAUUGAUGCCCAAAAUGCGGUGAAAUCGAUAAAGAAACAACAUUUAGUCGAGGUUCGCUCGAUGGCGAACCCACCGGCGGUCGUGAAGCUCGCGUUGGAGUCUAUUUGCUUGUUGCUCGGCGAAAACGCCAGCGACUGGAAAUCGAUCCGCGCAGUCAUCAUGAGAGACAAUUUUAUCAAUACCAUUGUCUCAAAUUUCAGUACCGAGGACAUUACCGACGAGGUGAGAGAAAAAAUGAAGAGCCGCUAUCUGAGCAACCCCGAUUACAACUUCGAAAAAGUAAAUCGCGCCAGUCUGGCGUGCGGUCCCAUGGUGAAAUGGGCCAUAGCGCAGAUUGAGUACGCCGACAUGUUGAAGCGAGUCGAACCGCUGCGUGAUGAACUUUAUUCUCUGGAACGACAAGCGGAAACUAACAAACUGAAAGGAGAAGAGGUGAAGAAUCUGAUCGCACAAUUGGAACAGAGCAUAGCGUCGUACAAGGAGGAAUACGCUCAACUUAUCUCGCAAGCACAAGCCAUAAAAGCCGAUCUUGAGAGCGUGCAAGCCAAGGUGGACAGAUCGAUCGCGUUAUUGAAAUCUUUGGUCAUAGAGAGGGAGAGAUGGGAAGCGACAAGCGAGACGUUUAAGAGCCAGAUGUCCACAAUAAUCGGAGACGUUCUGUUAUCUUCCGCUUUCUUGGCUUACGCUGGAUAUUUUGAUCAACAUUAUCGCCAAAACCUAUUUAGCACAUGGUGCCAACAUCUGCAACACGCCAAUUUGCAAUUUAGAGCGGAUAUCGCGAGAACGGAAUAUCUGUCCAAUCCGGACGAACGUUUGAGAUGGCAGGCGAACGCGUUGCCGACUGACGAUUUGUGUACCGAGAACGCGAUUAUGUUGAAACGUUUCAACAGAUAUCCGCUGAUCAUCGAUCCGUCCGGUCAGGCAACGGAAUUUAUCUUGAACGAAUUCAAGGACAGGAAGAUCACGAAGACCAGCUUUUUGGACGAUUCGUUCAGAAAGAAUCUCGAGAGCGCUCUGCGCUUCGGUAAUCCCUUGCUGGUCCAGGAUGUAGAGAAUUACGAUCCUAUACUGAAUCCCGUGUUAAAUCGAGAACUCAGACGAACGGGAGGACGCGUGCUGAUCACACUGGGCGAUCAGGACAUAGAUCUUUCGCCGUCCUUCGUUAUCUUCUUGUCAACGAGAGACCCCACGGUAGAAUUUCCUCCGGACAUCUGCUCGCGCGUGACAUUCGUCAAUUUCACCGUCACCAGAAGCUCCUUGCAAAGUCAGUGCUUGAAUCAGGUGCUGAAGUCCGAACGUCCGGACAUCGACGAGAAGAGAUCCGAUCUGCUUAAACUUCAAGGCGAGUUCCAUCUGAGAUUGCGACAACUCGAGAAAUCUCUGUUGCAAGCGCUAAACGACGCCAAGGGCAAGAUCCUCGACGACGAUUCCGUAAUCACCACUCUCGAGACUCUGAAACAGGAGGCUGCCGACAUCAGUAAAAAGGUUGAGGAAACGGACAAGGUUAUAGCCGAGAUUGAGACAGUUUCCCAACAGUACAUGCCUUUAUCUCAGGCGUGUUCCAACAUGUAUUUCACCAUGGACAGUCUCAAUCAGGUUCACUUUUUGUAUCAGUAUUCGUUGAAAAUGUUUCUGGACAUUUUCACGUCCGUAUUGUCGCAAAAUCCAAAACUGUCCGGCGUGUCGGAUUACAGUCAGCGGCUCACGCUAAUCACGCGCGAUCUGUUCUCCGUCUGUUACGAGCGAGUCGCGCGCGGAAUGUUGCACACAGACAGAUUGACGUUCGCUCUCUUGCUAUGUCGUAUUCAUCUGAAGGGUAUUCCGACGGAAUCCACUUACGACGGCGAGUUCACGUUCUUCCUGCGCGGUAAAGAAGGCGUGCUGAACAUCCGCGCGCCGCCAGUUCCACAUCUCAGCUCGGAACAGCAAGAGGCGAUGAUGCGCCUCAGCAUAAGACUGCCCGCCUUCAAGAAACUCGCUGAGAAGAUUCACGAGAAUCCAGAAUUUGGCGCGUGGCUGCAGUCGCCCACUCCCGAGACGUGUGUGCCAAAACUCUGGGACGAGGAAAAAUUGCUCUCGCCUACGGGCACGGCGAUGCAUCAGUUGUUGAUAAUACAAGCUUUCCGACCGGAUCGCGUGAUCGCGGCUGCGUCUCUCGUUGUAGCCUCAACUUUCGGCGAGUCCUUCAUGCCGGCCGCCGAAGCCGAACUCGACUUCACGUCCGUCGUGGAGAACGAACUGAAAGCGACUGUGCCCGCUUUAUUGUGCUCCGUGCCAGGUUUCGACGCGUCAGGUCGGGUGGACGAUAUGGCUGCGGAAUUGGGCAAGCAAAUAGCCAGCAUCGCAAUCGGAUCCGCGGAGGGAUUCAAUCAAGCCGACCGGGCUAUAAACAUGGCUGUGAAAGCUGGCAGAUGGGUGCUGUUGAAGAACGUACAUCUCGCACCGCAAUGGUUGGUGCAGUUAGAAAAGAAACUGCACAGUCUUCAGCCGCACACUAGCUUCCGAUUAUUCUUAACGAUGGAGAUCAAUCCUAAGGUACCCGUGAAUUUACUGAGAGCUGGUAGGAUCUUCGUGUUCGAACCGCCUCCCGGUAUACGCGCCAACUUGCUACGUACGUUCAGUACCGUGCCCGCGUCGAGAAUGAUGCGAGCGCCCAACGAACGGGCCCGUCUCUACUUCCUUCUAGCGUGGUUCCACGCGAUUGUUCAAGAACGAUUGCGUUACGCGCCGCUUGGUUGGGCGAAACACUACGAGUUCAACGAGAGCGAUCUAAGAGUCGCUUGUGACACUCUGGACACGUGGAUCGAAACCACGGCUAUGGGCAGAACAAAUCUACCACCUGAGAAGGUACCGUGGGACGCGCUGGUUACGCUUUUGUCUCAAUGCAUCUACGGUGGCAAAAUCGACAAUGAUUUCGAUCAGCGUCUUCUGGCUUCUUUCCUGCGCAAACUCUUCACACCACGCUCGUUCGAAGCUGAUUUCGCCCUGGUCGCCAAUAUCGACGGACUGCAGGGUAAUCAAAGACACAUCACGAUGCCGGACGGUACUAGACGCGAUCACUUUUUGAAGUGGAUCGAGGCUCUCUCCGACAGACAAACACCUUCCUGGCUCGGUCUGCCGAACAACGCGGAAAAAGUGCUUCUAACCACGAGAGGAACCGAUUUGGUUUCCAAGCUCCUCAAGAUGCAACAGUUGGAGGACGAGGACGAGCUGGCGUAUUCGAACGAGGAAUCUUUGGACACACCAAGAGAAGCCGAAGCGGACGGCCGGCCAUCCUGGAUGAGGACUCUGCACAAUUCGGCUUCCACUUGGUUGCAGUUACUUCCAAAGAACUUGCCGACCCUGAAGAGAACGGUCGAAAAUAUCAAGGAUCCGUUGUAUAGAUACUUCGAGAGAGAAGUCAACAGCGGGGCGAAAUUGCUUCAGGAUGUUAUUCACGAUUUGGAGGAUGUCGUGUUGAUUUGUCAAGGCGAGAAGAAACAAACCAAUUAUCAUCGAACAAUGCUGUCCGAAUUAGUAAAAGGUAUAUUACCCGGUGGUUGGAGGAGAUACACCGUGCCAAGAGGUUGUACCGUUAUACAAUGGAUCACCGACUUCAGUCACAGAGUCUCCCAGCUACAGGAAGUCUCUCGUUUGGUCUCUCAAGGCGGAGCGAAGGAGAUAAAGAGUUUCCCCGUCUGGCUCGGAGGUUUGCUGAAUCCCGAGGCUUAUAUUACCGCAACUAGGCAAUGCAUCGCGCAGGCUAACAGCUGGUCGCUCGAGGAAUUGCAAUUAAAUGUAACUAUCGGCGACGGCGACAACAUCGCCACGGACGAUUGCUCUUUUGCCGUAACCGGUUUGAAGUUGCAAGGUGCGCAAUGUAAGGAUAAUCAGUUGUAUCUGACAUCCACCAUAAUGACCGAUUUGCCGGUCACCAUGCUUAGGUGGAUGCGAUCGUCCACGGAGGAUAUACGAAAGAACAAAUUGUCCUUACCGGUUUAUUUGAACAGCACUCGUACCGAACUGCUAUUUACUGUCGAUUUGAAUAUCGCUCCUAGUCAAGAACCGCACAGUUUCUACGAAAGAGGAGUCGCAGUCUUAACAUCCACCGCUUUGAAUUAAUAGUUACAUAAUACUUAUAUAAACAAUUGUUUAGCGCGAAUUAUAAUCGCUUAAAUAACACACACACACACACACACAACACACAAACACACACACACAUACAAAAAAGUACUUUACGAAUUCACAAAAAAAAAAACAAAAAAAAAAAAAUUAAAAUACGUUGCGUUGCGCGUUACCGCGUUUGUAAAGAAAAGAAAGAACUCGGUAACACGCGACUCUCGCGACGCAAGUCUGAAAGACAUUUAAAGAGAAAAGUAUAUAAAAGAAUAUAUAUAUAUAUAUAUUUUACAAAAAAACAUUGCUUUCUCCAAAGGAUUUUCGCCGAAAGUAACGAUCGGAAUCAGGUAAAAACUUUCGGCGACAUACACACACACAUAUAUAGAGCAUAAUUAAAUGUGUAUCAUUCAUUCAAAAGAGAAUUUUAACAAAAAUUUUCACGAAGGAGGUUGUAAUGUGUAUAUAUAUAGUUUAUUUAAUUUUUGUAUACGUUCGAAUUUUAAAACCUAUGGCUUUCUGUAAUAAAGUUACAUUACGUUCGCCGCGAUGUAAGUAUCAAUAAAUAUAUUACAGUGUUUAUAUAACAAGAAUCUUAAUGGCAUCUAAUAAAGUCGUACUAUAACAAAACUA
Molecule: messenger RNA, 14871 nt
Organism: Pseudomyrmex gracilis
Lineage: Eukaryota; Metazoa; Arthropoda; Insecta; Hymenoptera; Formicidae
Gene: Dhc64C
Product: dynein heavy chain, cytoplasmic
Exons: 22
Coding region: 253-14244 (4663 amino acids)
Biological process (GO): microtubule-based movement
Cellular component (GO): dynein complex
Molecular function (GO): dynein light intermediate chain binding; ATP hydrolysis activity; dynein intermediate chain binding
Source: RefSeq, a predicted model, not a curated record